GAGCGUCUGAGAAGAUGCGACUUAAGAAUUGAACCGUGUUUAUUUAUAAACGCUGUUUAAUGGCUUUUUCAACGACUGACUGGAUGGAGGUGAAACAUCCCGCCGCUCGUCUGUUUGACGCGUAAUCCUUUUUUAUUGUUUCAUAUCUCACUGUGAAUGAGUUUGGAAGAAGAGCAGCUCGUUUGCGUCAAUUCAAAGUUCAGCUGCGCCGCGGAGGCUCCUCCUCGUGAACUUUGGCAGCUUGGUUUUAACGAGUAAACCUUCCGUCUCUCGCUCUCUCACGCGCCGCCUGAGGACCCCGCACCUAUUGCCAGCAAUGUUUGCUGCGUGGUGGCUGCUCUGCCUGCUCCUGCCAGGAGUGAGGCCCUUCAUGCUCCACCACAGCCGCACCGCCUUGUGUCUGGAGGAGGAGGAGGCCACGGGGACAGUCCAGAUGAAGCGCUGUGCCCUGGACUCCCACGCUCAGCAGUGGGCGUGGCUCCCUGGCGGCCGGCUCAGGAACGUCGCCUCCCUCCGGUGUGUGUCCGCUCAGCCCGACGCUCCGGUCCGGACGGUGUCAUGUGACGGGUCCGAUGGCGACCCCUCGGAUUUGGAGUGGGACUGCGACAGCAACAGGCUGAUGGCCAGGAAGGCGGCCAUGUUUCUCACGGUGGCUGGACGACAGGUGGCGCUAGAGCCCACCCCGGUGCACGUGAAGUGGAGGUCCGUGGACGUGGGCGACAUCUGCCAGGAAAAACUCCGAUCCAAAAGGGCGUCAGGGCCGAAUGAGGAGGAGCAUGAAGAGGAGCGUGUGAUGCUGACUGAGGAGGAGAAGCAGUACCUGCGCUGGUUCUACCGCACCGAGGACCCCACAAUAUGGAAGUUUGUGCUGCUGGGCUUUGCCUUCGUCUGCCUUCUGAUCGGCUUCCUGCUGCUGGGAAUGGGAAUCAUGGGCAGCAAGAACAGGAAGAAGAUAGCCAGAAUCAAGGCUGCCCUGGCUCAGAGGAACAACAUGGAGGAGCUGCAAGUCAUGUCGACGGCGAGGGACGACGGCGAACCGUCCACGCCGGGACCUCAACACGCGGCCAAGACCCCGCCUGUCAACGGCGACGUGAUGGACGUGAAAGCUGGAAGCAUCGUGGUCACGUGGAAGGACGGCAACACCUCCAACCUCUACUCUGACCCGGGAGAGGAGGAGCAGACGGAGGAGGAGGGGGAGGGGGUGUGUGUGGAGGAGGAGGAUAGGGAGGAGGGAAGCGAGCGACUGGCGGACACAAGUCAAGUGCUCGUGUCCACUGCAGCUACUGUUUGAUUCUAACUCUCAUUUGGUCUCAGUCUAUGAAACAAUAUGGACCAACUCAGUUGUUUUACAAGAAGAACUAACGGUUACAAGGGAACUGAACUGAGUGAAGAGCUACAAGACACGUCAGCGAUCACAGCAGAAUCAUUGUUUUUACAUGUUUUCUUUCAAAAAUAUCUGCAUAAUAAUGGCAUCGAUGAGCUUAUGAUCUGUAUCAUUUUCUAUGGUUAAGUUUCAGGCUACCUCCUUAAAUCACAUGAAAAAUAUAUAUAUGAUUGACAUUGUGGACAAGCCAUUCAUUUGAGUUUUUUUUCUCUAUUUGCCUGUUUUUUUUAUUUUAUAUAUAUGUCAACAGUUACCAUUAUUCUCUGUAACAAUGUCAAGAGAUUCAAUAAAUACGCAUUUAAAUCACA
This is a messenger RNA of Synchiropus splendidus (mandarinfish), 1692 nucleotides long. Its product is annotated as solute carrier family 51 subunit beta. Gene Ontology annotation, molecular function: transmembrane transporter activity; protein heterodimerization activity. The record is from RefSeq and is a predicted model, not a curated record. Gene Ontology annotation, cellular component: plasma membrane. Bases 317 to 1291 code for a protein of 324 amino acids. Gene Ontology annotation, biological process: bile acid and bile salt transport. The transcript has 6 exons. NCBI's taxonomy places the organism in Eukaryota, Metazoa, Chordata, Actinopteri, Syngnathiformes, Callionymidae.